Messenger RNA from Metarhizium acridum CQMa 102, 999 nucleotides. RefSeq lists its product as uncharacterized. Gene Ontology annotation, molecular function: iron ion binding; oxidoreductase activity, acting on paired donors, with incorporation or reduction of molecular oxygen; heme binding. NCBI's taxonomy places the organism in Eukaryota, Fungi, Ascomycota, Sordariomycetes, Hypocreales, Clavicipitaceae. The record is from RefSeq and is a predicted model, not a curated record.
AUGGCUAGAAACUCGGCUAUCGGGGCAUUUGUCGCCGUUUUUUGGUAUUCAGGUGGCCAUCUACUCCGUCUAGAGCAUGUUCAUAUAACCCUUUUUCUUGUCGCCGCAUGUCACUUGCCCAAGCCCCCUGGUGGCGAUUAUCUCUUUGGGCACACGAGGCAGAUGGAUCGCGUGGAUCGCCAGCGACGGCCUCAUCCACAUUUCGCUGAGCAUUCAACCGCGAAGUGCUCCUCAUCACGUCGCCGCAGGCGCUGUCCGAAAUACUCGUCGCCAAAAGCUACGAAUUUGCCAAAUCCCACUUCCUCCGCGACACUCUGGGCCCCGUCAUCGGGCACGCCCUGGUUCUCGCGGAGGGGGGACGCGCACAAGCUCCAGCGCGGCAACUUGAUGCCCGCGUUUGCGUUGCGCCACCUCAAGGACCUAUACCCGCUCUUCUGGCAAAUGUCGCGAGAGGUCGUACGGGUCAUGACGGCAGAGUGCGAUGGCCUGAGCGUCGAGGUGAUCCUCGUGAUCUUAGCGGACUUUGCGAGCUUGUUUGUAUCUGUGAAGCCGUUUUUGAACGUGCCGUUUCCGAAGCGGCGGCAGGUCCAGCGGUCAUCCAACAUGAUCCGAAAUGUUCCCCGGAAUGUCAUCCAGGUCAAGAAGCAGAAGCUCGAAAGGGAACAGCUCGACGACGUGGAUAUCGUUUCCGUAGCUUUGAGGAGCGGUGUGUUUUCGGAGGACGAGGUCAUCGACCAGAUGAUGACGUUCCCGGGCGCUGGGCAUGAAAAUGACCGGGUCGGUGCUGACGUGGGCGAUUUACGCCAUGUCUCCGUUCCGCAAACCUUGCGCGACGCCGUCUGCGAUACCAGCGUGCUGAAUCGCCGCAUCUACAAGGGCACGCGGCUCAUCCUCGCGGCGUGGUGUACCAAUGUCGAUAGUACCACGCUCUGGGGCGCCGACGCUGGUGAAUUCAACCCGGAACGGUGGUUGCCUGUAAACGACGGGGGCGAGCAGUAA